Molecule: messenger RNA, 1183 nt
Organism: Prunus dulcis (almond)
Lineage: Eukaryota; Viridiplantae; Streptophyta; Magnoliopsida; Rosales; Rosaceae
Product: alpha-crystallin domain-containing protein 22.3-like
Exons: 3
Coding region: 129-743 (204 amino acids)
Cellular component (GO): nucleus
Source: RefSeq, a predicted model, not a curated record
AACCCUGAAAAAUAAAUAAAAGGAAAUUACCUCACUCUGUCCGUCUAAUAAACAAGCAAAGCAAACGGGCAAAAGCCCAAGGAACUCCCCGCUGCGACGCCGUUUCCUACAUUUCAGGCCGCCCUCAGAUGGCUACCUCCGGGCCAACUAGGUUUGCAGGAGCAAGUAAAACUAAUGAACCAGAUCAUUUUGAUCCUCAACAACCCAUACUUGAUGUGAAACCUCUCAAUAGCAUGCCUUAUAUUGGUCCACCUACAAUGCAUCCAUCAACAACUACAGACUCUGAUGCACGAGAGAAACUGAAGCCAACUGUGAUUAUUCUACCUCCUGACUCAACAAGGGAACAGUGGAAUAAGGCUUUGGAAACCAACAAAUCAGGGAUUGUUUUGACUGGAGCUGCUGCGAGGGGACAGGUGGGACCAAUAAUAGGAUUAGUUGAUAUUGGCGAGAAUGAAGACUCAUACUUAUUUCGUGUCAAUCUACCAGGGGUUUUAAGGGAUGAGAAUUUUGAAUGCAGCGUUGACAUUGAUGGAGAAGUAUUUAUAAAAGGAGUAACUACAACAGGAGAGAAAACAGUGUGCAAAAACUCCCAAGUCUUUAAGAUGCAAACACAAAAUCUGUGCCCCCCAGGUCACUUCUCUAUCUCGUUCCAGCUUCCUGGUCCAGUUGAGUGCCAAAAAGUUACUCUGUCUUUUGAGACUGAUGGGAUUUUGGAGGCCAUUGUGCAGAAAAAAUUACCAUAAAAGUAUUCCGCUUUGGGGAGCUUGUAUGGUUUUUUAUGAUGUGGACUUAGAAUGGAGAAGACUCUAGGUGGUGAGGACUUAUAGACUAUAAAUAAUUGCCUCUGAUAUCGCAGAGGAUGAAGGCGGGGAUACAAGCUAAAUGGUGAUAUACAGUAGGCUUGGGCGGGCCCAAGUUAUAGUGAAGUAGGGCUUUGUUAAGUUGUUUGUACUCACUUUAGGACCGGAAGCUGUGUUCAUAGGUGGACUAUGGUUAUGUCCUAGCCACAUCCUUUGUGAGAUAUUUUAUUUCCGUUGAAAGUUCUCUCUGCCAAGAUCAAUUCAUGGUGAAACAGCUGCUAGUUCUCUUGAAAAUUACCAGAGGCUUAGCUUGUUCAUUUUGUGGAAAAUGGUCUUUUAUGGAUAUAUUUUUCAUGAAAAAUCCUUAUGAAAAAGGCUAUAUA